AUGACUGCUCGUCAAGAACACUGGAGAUCUGUAGCAGAAUGGCGUUGGGCUGUUGUUCCUGACGAUGAUGAUGUAUGUGCCAUCUGUAUGAAUCCUUACGAAUCCUGUUGUCCUAAAUGCAAGCUGCCAGUCAUUGGAGUAUGUACUCAUGUAUUCCAUAUUCACUGCAUCGAAGAAUGGAUCGAAACAAACGAUCCUCCCACUUGCCCAAAAGAUCGUACAAGCUGGGCAGUGAAAUCUUAG
Batrachochytrium dendrobatidis JAM81 is the source of this 243-nucleotide messenger RNA. RefSeq lists its product as uncharacterized. Gene Ontology annotation, molecular function: cullin family protein binding; zinc ion binding; ubiquitin protein ligase activity. Gene Ontology annotation, biological process: positive regulation of mitotic metaphase/anaphase transition; anaphase-promoting complex-dependent catabolic process; protein ubiquitination. Gene Ontology annotation, cellular component: nucleus; anaphase-promoting complex. The coding region runs from base 1 to 243 and encodes 80 amino acids. The transcript is spliced from 4 exons. The record is from RefSeq and is a predicted model, not a curated record. Lineage: Eukaryota; Fungi; Chytridiomycota; Chytridiomycetes; Rhizophydiales.